GUGUUGGAAAUUUUCGGUUUUCGUGGUCAUAAUGACAAAUAACUUGGCUAGAUGUAGGCAUUAUCUUGCGAUAAAAAAUACAGCAGGUUUUAGGCUACAGAGGAUAGACUUUUAACGGAUCAGACCCUCAACGUCGGAUUUUGACGCAUGCAGGGGGUCAACAUAGAUUUGCGCUCUUUAUAAAAAAAAAAAGCGAUUUGCCCGGUAUAUUUGUUAAUGUAUAUUUGUGUGUAUAAUUACUUCGACCGGACCUAACUGUUGUGUAAAAUGAUAAUAAUAAUAAUAAUAAUAAUAAUAAUAAUAAUUGUUCUUGCAUCUGUACCUUGCGUCACGUUGGCCAAUCAACUACUUCAGCAGUAAAACAUCAUUGCAUGCGACGAUCCCUAGCACCAUUGCGUUUUUCGAUUUCCAUACAAUGACAAAGCCAAAAUUCAGAUGUUGCCCUGCUUGCCAGGUUGAGAACCAGGCGAUUAGGAAGUUCUGCAUCGCCUGCUAUGCAAGCCUCAGCAAAAGUAAAAAGAUUGAGGCCCUCAAAGAUCGCCUGGAUAAUGAGUGGGGUCAGGGGGUCUGGAAAAAUCGGAAUGCAGCAAGAGUGGUUUCUUCUGCCCAAGUUGCAGUGCAGAAACUGGCUGCCUUGGGCUAUAUGCCCAUUUUAUUUAUAGGCAGAAAAAAAAAAAAUUCAUGGAUUGCUGAUAUAAGUGCUGGAAUGGCACUGAGUGAGGACACAAGACCUUUUGUUGAUGCCAUGAAAAAGGCAUCUGAGUAUUUACUUAAAAAGCAAGGACCCCAGAUGUCUCAGCCCCAGCCCCAACCUGACCAGCAUAUCCAACAGCAUAUCUCCACAACAGAGCCCCAGCCCCCAGAGUCUCCGGUCCACCAUCAGCCGCAGAUACAGCUCCAGGUCCCGACCCAGCCCCAGCCCCAGCAAAGUCAGCCACAGACUGCCAAACCAAACCCCAACAAAAGAAAAAAGGGGUGCCGAAAAUGCAUCAGGCAAAAAGUGUGGCAGUGGGACUCAAUAAUUGACAAAAGAAUGACAGAGGAUAAGGCUGAAGUAAAGGUGCGCUGGAUGCCUUGUUCCCAAUGUGGCAAAGCCUGGGAGGACACAUGGGAGCCGGCCAGCCAGUUCCCUUACUGAGCUUAGCACAGGACUCUUACAGCAGUGACCUGAAGUUUAAAAGAAUAUUUUAAAACAAUUAUACAAACACACACACAAACACACAUGCUUAAAGGUAUGUUUCAGUUAAAUUUC
Megalobrama amblycephala (Wuchang bream) is the source of this 1252-nucleotide messenger RNA. RefSeq lists its product as uncharacterized. The coding region runs from base 416 to 1138 and encodes 240 amino acids. The transcript has 7 exons. The record is from RefSeq and is a predicted model, not a curated record. Lineage: Eukaryota; Metazoa; Chordata; Actinopteri; Cypriniformes; Xenocyprididae.